Messenger RNA from Oncorhynchus masou masou (cherry salmon), 6299 nucleotides. It is a transcript of the gene osgn1, whose product is annotated as oxidative stress induced growth inhibitor 1. Gene Ontology annotation, biological process: negative regulation of cell growth. Gene Ontology annotation, molecular function: growth factor activity; oxidoreductase activity. The record is from RefSeq and is a predicted model, not a curated record. The transcript has 6 exons. Lineage: Eukaryota; Metazoa; Chordata; Actinopteri; Salmoniformes; Salmonidae. The coding region runs from base 1765 to 3303 and encodes 512 amino acids.
CCUUAUUGGGCCCAUUUAACUUUUCUCCGACGUCUUCUCGGCUUGUUAAUGUGUCUGUUGGUAAAUAGCGAAUUUGACGUGGUUUCAAUGUGCCGGUUGCCGAUGGAAACCGUAGACAGGAACCCAGCAUUGAAGUAGAAAUCUAAAUCAUUUAAACAAGGCUAUCAGUCUAGACGUUUUGCGUUAGAUUCAGGUUGUGUGUGUAACUUUAAUCUAUCGACAAUUAGGCUACAGUCCAGUUAGAAGGCUGCGUCGGCUGCAGUCAGAUGAUCCACUACGAGACUACAAUCGGGCUUGGUUGCGGGUACUGUGCACGUCUCGCGUAGAGCAUGGACGGAAAUUAUUGGCUAUAAUAUAGGACCCAUGAUUCAUUCGAACCUAGCGAGCUAAUUUGACAAGCAUUUUCAGCUAGCAUGGCGAAUAUUGACAUGUAUUAAAUUUAUGUUUAACUUGGCACAUUUUUUAUAACCAUAGCGCAUUGAGUCGUUCGCAGUUAUAUCAUAACCUCAUGUGGUGCUCUGGCAGGAUUACAUCAUUGGUACAGUGAAACAAAGACCGGCAGGUGGCGGGAUUGAGUCGUUUCAUUUUACCGUCCAAAGGAACUCUGUUUAUGCAAGGCAAACCCGUUCCUAGAUGUGUUCUAAGACGAAAUCAACAGUACAAAACCAAUGAGCGUGUAUGAUGAAAUCAACUGGGAAAAAAACAAAUAUAUGUUUUAAGCAAUUGAUCUUGUCAUCAUGACUAUGAACUUUUAAACUAACAUCACCAGUCUGAGGUAAAAAAAAAAAAAAGUGUAAUUCCCCUCAAUUGUAUGUAGUCCAAAACUUCUGCAUGUGUAAUGUAGUAACACAUAUUGUCCACAUUAUGGAAAGUAGCAUAAUAAUCAUGAAUUUAGAAUUAUUUUGCCAUAUCUAUCUUAAUUUAGGAUGAUAGUAAAUUAAGCAAACUCCCAAGGUUUUUUCAAUUAUCACAUUUUCUCUAGUUUAAACAGUUUGUUACCUUCUUUAUGAAACACAAUUUUCCACUGCCAUGCUAUGGUGGCUAAUGCUAAUUUCUGACAUUGAGUACAGCAUUCAGACAAAGGGUAAACAGGCUACUGCAACCUGAUUGGCUGUACAUGAUACACAACAUCCAAAACUAGCAUUAGCCACUAGGAUGGUGGUGGAAAAUGGUGUUUCAUAAAGAAUGCAUAUUUCACCUUUUUUUUCGCCUUCUCUCCAUUAAAAUAGAGUUAAGGAGGAAAACGUUGCCUUUCCAGCCUGAAUAUUUUAUGUUUCGAACCGGUCCAUGGGGGAUACGAGUGUAUAGCGGGCUUCGUACAGUACCUUUAGACGUUAAGAUGAAAUGACCCAACAUCGGCAUCUGCCGGCCUUUGGGCUACCCCAGGCCUAUCAUACUAGGCGUAGAAAAAAGGCUGUGGGCUGAGAAAAAGUUUACUGUAAAGUUGACUUGUUUGGUAAUGACUGCUUUCUUGAACAAUAUUUUAUAGACAAUCGUCUGCCAAGUGAAUUUUUUAUUUAACCAUGAAAAGACUCUUUAGUUGAAACAUUUACAGGAGAGGUGCAGUUUGAGCUAUUAGUUGUCCCAUUUCAGACAAGUAAGCCUUCGCCCCCAGCAUGAUCUACCUAGACAAAAUAUGUAGCUGUAACAACUGCAAAUGUAUGCACGCUUUGAUCACUGACAUGUCAUUCACGGACAAGUACAGACUGACACAUGUACAGAAAGGCAGGCAGACAGAGACGACAAUAAAAGCAUACAGUAGCCAUGGACCUGCAAAAUAAAGAUAUCCUUCCCAGAGAGAUUCUGCCAGUUGUUGUCAUCGGUAAUGGCCCCUCGGGCAUCUGCCUGUCAUAUCUGUUGUCAGGUUACACCCCCUACCUGUCUCCAGAGGGCACUCACCCUAACCCCCUACUGCAAGGCAAGCUGGAUCAACAGUCUCAUUUGUCAUUGUUGGAGCUGGACCUGGAGUACCUGUGUGAGGGACUAGAGGGCCGCUCCUCCAACCCCGUGGCUGUGCUGUUUGACUCCCUGCUCCUGCCCGACAGUGACUUUGGGCUGGAUCAUGCCUCACCCCUGCUUUGGCGCUACGAACCGGAGCGGGCCACCCCACACCUGGUGCUUGGCAAAGGACCUCCAGGAGGAGCCUGGCAUGCGAUGGAAGGCUCCAUGCUCACUCUCAGCCUGGCUAACUGGAUGGAACUGCCCGGCCUGAAGCUUAAGGAGUGGAUGAGAGAAAAGCGCAGGAACGUCCGUAAUGACAGGGCCACCCCCGCUGAGAUUGCCUCCUACUACCAGCACUAUGUCAACCAGAUGGGCCUGGAGGACAGCUUCGCCUGCGGCACCACCGUCACCUCCAUACAGAGGGUGAACUGCGAGGGGGCCAGCAGCCGUUCCUUUUGGAAAGUCCAGGGGACCCAGAAGAGGGAGGCUGACGAGCUGGGGGAAGGAAGUCUGUCAGAGGUCCCCUUUAUAGUAUGCGCAGACUACGUGGUUCUGGCCACGGGCACCCAUGACAUCCCGGCCCGUCUGGGUGUGGAAGGUGAGGGUCUCCCCUUCGUGUGCCACAGCUUCUGGGAGCUGGAGGCAGCAAUCUCCAGAGGCCAGCUGGACCACACCUCAGACCCGGUACUGGUGGUGGGAGCCGGGCUGACAGCGGCCGACGCUGUCCUGGCAGCUCACCACCUCAACACGCCUGUGUACCACGCCUUCCGGCGCUCUGUCACCGACCCAGGCCUCAUCUUCAACCAGCUUCCCAAGCUCCUCUACCCUGAGUACCACAAGGUGCACCAGAUGAUGACACAGCAGCAGCAGCAUGGCCAAGACAUCCCCAGCUCUGGGGGAACGGGCACCCUGGUGGACCAACAGGAAAACAACACCGCCUCCAUGUCCACUGGCUCCUACCCAGGCUACGUCAGCCUGCCCAAACACCGGGUGGUGGCCUUCAAGCCUGACAGGAAGUGCGUGCUGGAGGGGGAGGACGGAUGUCGCACCGUGCUGCAGGUCUCCAUGGCCCUGGUGCUGAUUGGCGCCCACCCCAACCUGUCCUUCCUCCCUGAGAACGGACGGCCCCUCGGCCUCAACCCCCAGGAGCCAAUCACGUGCCGGCGGAACCCCCUGGAAGUUGACCCAUACACGUACGAGUCGGUGUCAGAGGGGGCGCUGUACGCCAUGGGGCCUCUAGUUGGGGAGAACUUUGUCCGCUUCCUCAAGGGGGGAGCUUUAGCCAUCGCUAGCGACCUCGCCAAGAAGCAGAGGGGCAAGGAGGCCAAGGAGGAGAAUCUCACCACCCUGCGUGUGUCCUAGACUCCUAGAGAUUAAGGGUUGCGAAAGGAGUAAACUGCUCCUAAGGCCUGUAUUAUUAUUAUUCUUAUUAUUAUUAUGUGGGCUGGUCAGCUCAGGCUAAAAGACUGAAGUGCAAUCUGUGACAAUACGACCUGCACCAGUCCCAAUAUUCCUCAAAGGACAUUGCCACUCUCUCUGGCUCCGCUGAGAGAUUAAUUUAAUAUUUUUACCAGGGCAGGAUAUUAGGCCGGGUUGAUGUGUAGCUAAUCAUAUGGUGCAAGGGUAGAAUCCAAUGAGUAUAGAGUACCACAGUAUGAGUCAUAAUACCAAUAGAACAUAGCGGUCAAACAGGCGGUCAAACAGGCGAAUGGUUCCAAUAGUUUUUACACCAUUUUUCCCAUAGGGGAUGAACUAUAAAUUCCAUUAUUAUCUGGAUGAGACUGCUGACUCGAGGCUAAGGUAAGAAUAUCUGUAUGAACUAUGUUAGCUAAAUGUAGUAAGUAAGAAAUUGGCAAAAUGUAUUUUAAUGGACAAUUCUGUGAUCUGACGUGUGUAAUUCUAAAUUGACACAAUACCUCUUAGCAAAGGUGUCAGAGAUUUGUAGUUUUGCAUGAUGUCUGCUUUGAUGUGAAUUAGCAUUUUCAAAUCAGUAAAUAGGACCUAAUAUAUUGAUAAAAGUCACCUUGUCCUAGAGAGAUUUACAUGGUUAUCCAAGCGUCAUGCCAGGGUAAGCCUACACGAAACACAGCACUUAUUUUAAGUGUUUCUAAAAUCCCCAAUGGGAAAAAUGUAUGGUGGAAAAACAGUUGGAGCCAUUUCCUUGUUUGACCACUAGAUUUUAUGGGUAUUAUGACACCUCCACUGUGGGGCGCUAUUUGGUUCCUCAUCAAGUAUGCUAGCCCUAUACUACAUAUGUAGUUUGAGUUAGCAAGGUAACUCUGAGUUCAACUUGGGAUAACCGGUACCAUGAAAGUGGCUCACCUUUUAGCCAGGUAAAUGUUCUAUGGCCACGAAUCCUUCAGAACUAACCUGCUCCAGGGCAGGUUAACUCGGGUCUAACUACAUUUAUCCUGAAUUAAGUGUCUUUAGGACCAAUAAAGUCAGAUUCCCUCACUCUCCCCAAGAUUGCGUCAUCAUCCACUUAAUUUGAGGAAGAUGACUGAUUUUAAAUAUUUAUUCAUCAAUUAUUUUUGUUAAAAAUAGUCAUUUUAAAAUACCUAUCACAUUACACAUUAAGUAAUGACAAAUGCAUUUGAAACUUCAUGCACAGUAAAACCUUUUUUGACUUAAUAAAAUUAUUUCAUUGGUGGGAGUGUGGAAUAAAGGUGCAAGUGCAUUGAUAUCCACAGCAAAGUAAUAAAAUAAAGAUGGCACACAAGUCUAUUUCACACAACAGCCUGUUGAAUUUACUUAACUUUUUGGCACAAAUUAAAAUGGCACUGACUUGCCCAUGGAUUGAUGUUUUUGCAUUGUCUCAAUGAAGAGUGCAUGGUUCAACUAGCCACAAGCGACAUGCAGUUAUAAGCCUGCUAGAGUUCGCGGCAGGCGGAACAGCAAUAUCCACCGUCGUAGUACGGAUGAAGCCUGAGCUGAAAUGGGAAAACCCUGUGUAGCUAUAGGUUGCUUUGUUGUAUACCCCUCUUGUUAGUGUUUGAAAACUCAAACGCCAACGUAACUUCUCAGCUAAAUCUUUGAGAUUAGCUCUUUUGUUGCAUUGGUUUUCCAUUGCAAAUCCAUUUUGAAAGUGUAGAAACACAUUACAUUUACCAUGCCAUGACGUUUGAUGGAUUCUCUGAAAUGAGAAUGGUAUCGUAUCAAUUAAAUUUUUACGGACCUGUAUGUUUGCCUUUCUUCAAAAUCCAAUGAAAAAUGAAGUAUCUUUGUACGAUAAUGAUCCCUAUGUCAGCAACUGUGUCUAUAUUAGCAUCUUUCACAAACAAGAUAAAACUCCGCUUGGCAAGCUUGAGUUUUGUUGUUUCAUUCCUGGGAGUUUUUCAAUCUGUUAGACCUUAUGUAUCUGUUUUUAUUCAAUUUUUUUAAUCAGAAGAUACGUUCAAGGGGCUAUUCUCUUGAUUUAUUUGCAGUAAACACUUAAAGGUAAUAUGUUUGAAUUAAGAAUUACAGUGUCAGUUUAUCACCAUGAUCAUGCUCAAUUUGAGACUAGGCUAAUUAGGAAAUCUAUGUUUAAGGCCCAUAUGCAUUCUCACCAAUCUGGGGUGACUUUCCUAAUAGCUUUGUAGCCAAUGUUGUAUUUUAAUUAUCUUGACAACCUAGACACUGCUCUUAAUUUGUUCACAUACAGACUGACGACUAAAUGUUGUUACUUUCUCACUGAUAUGGGUCUGGGUGGUGGAGACUGUGUACUGUCAGCUAUUAAGCUUCAGGGAAACACACUUAUUUUUAUCAUCCAAAGAGAAUUGUCAUUUUGUGCUAUCGGUUUUCUCUUGUACAUGUUUGUCCAGAUGGUGCCUUGGCCAAUUGCGUACUCUGAGCUUCUGUUACUGCCCCAGCAGCAUUUGAUCUCGAGCCAGUGCCUUAAGACACAUUGCCAUUACCAAACUGGAAAUGUAUAAACUUAUCAUACAACCACUAGGUGGCCACAUCAAAUAUUAUAUUAUUCCACAGGUGUACAAAAAGUGUAUUGAAUGCCUAUAAUGCUCUUGUAAAGUUGUGGGGCCAUGUAUUAAGACAUCCUUUUAAGAGACAAUAUUCAUAUGUCAACCAGAAACAGUUUAAACGUGUCUAAUUGAAUCUAGUUGAGAAACUAGUUACAAAUACAUUCAAAGCAGCGCACUAUUGACAGUCUCUUUAAAGGCAGCUCUAUGAGUGUCAUGAAAAAAUACAACAUAGUUGGUUUCAUAUGGCUCCUUAGCACUUGCUAUACACAAGGCAGUAAGACCAAUGACCCACUGGUCUUUUCCAUGCCAGAUGUUUGUCCCGAUCUUAAAUUUUAAACCGUUACACAAUGUUAAGUACUUCUUAAAAAUAAAUGUAAAAUACACUUUUUUCUUCAUUCA